AUGGCGGAAGUUGAAGUACAAAUUUCAGAAACAGAGAGCUCUUGUAAUACUAAUACCUCUGUCUCUUCUUCUUCGUCUUCAUUGUCCGCGGAUUCCAUGCACAAGUCGGUUUUUGAUUCGUCAAAGAAAUUACCGAAAGGGAAGAAACGGCCGACGAAGCGAACGAAGAAACAGAAGGCUAUUACUAAUAGUGAGAGUAGACAUCAAACUUACAGAGGAGUUAGGAUGAGAAGUUGGGGAAAAUGGGUAUCUGAAAUUCGUGAACCGAGGAAGAAAUCACGUAUUUGGCUCGGUACUUAUCCUACAGCAGAAAUGGCCGCUAGGGCACAUGAUGUUGCAGCGGUGAGUAUAAAAGGAAAUUCCGCCAUUCUCAAUUUCCCUCAUCUAAUCGACUCGUUGCCUCGUCCAUUGUCAAAUUCACCUAGAGAUGUUCAAGCUGCUGCUGCUAAAGCAGCAUCAAUGAGGGACCCACCUUCUUCAGCCUCAUCGUCCUCGUCCUCGUCCUCAUCCUCAACAACAACAACAACAACAACAUCAACGGGAUCUGAAGAGCUUUGUGAGAUUAUUGAACUGCCUAAUUUAGCAGAAAGUGACGAUUCAAAAACUGAGUUGCGGCCGAGUGACUCAGUUGAAGGACUGCUGUACUCGCCGUGGUGGGCAGAUCACAGUACAGAUUUUUGUGGUUAUUUUCUGGAGCAGUCUGCAGCUGGCGCUGGGGAAAGUUUAAUUUCUUGCAGCUUUGAGACACUGAAAUGGGCUUGUUAAAAGCUGAUCAUAAUGGAGCUUUUAGGACUCAGAACUCUGGGCUUUGCUCUGUUUUUUU
Molecule: messenger RNA, 823 nt
Organism: Solanum verrucosum
Lineage: Eukaryota; Viridiplantae; Streptophyta; Magnoliopsida; Solanales; Solanaceae
Product: ethylene-responsive transcription factor TINY-like
Exons: 1
Coding region: 1-765 (254 amino acids)
Biological process (GO): regulation of DNA-templated transcription
Molecular function (GO): DNA-binding transcription factor activity; DNA binding
Source: RefSeq, a predicted model, not a curated record